Messenger RNA from Grosmannia clavigera kw1407, 1440 nucleotides. RefSeq lists its product as uncharacterized. The record is from RefSeq and is a predicted model, not a curated record. The transcript is spliced from 4 exons. Bases 1 to 1440 code for a protein of 479 amino acids. Lineage: Eukaryota; Fungi; Ascomycota; Sordariomycetes; Ophiostomatales; Ophiostomataceae.
AUGGCCGCGUCCUCAGUCCAGAACCCUGCAGCUGUUACCGAGUCUAAAACCUCUAAGAAGAAGAAGGCCAAGGCUGAGCGUACAGAGUCACCUGCUCCGACCCACGUUGCCACCUCCGAAAAGGAUGUCUCUGUCAGCCCAGCAGAUGCCACUGGCGAGGAGCUUUCCGAGCCUGCUUACCUUCGUGAGAUAGCCAAGAACAUUCGCAACGUCAACAAGAAGAUUACCAACGCUUCCAAGACUGACGGUCUUAUUUUCGAGAACAAGGACAAGACCCUGGAGGAGCUUGUGGCCCUCAAGAUAAUCAAUGCGGAUCAAAAGGCGCAGCACCUGAAGAAGCCCGCCCUUCUGGCCCAACUGGCUCAGUUGGAGGAGCAGUAUGCCCAGCUCAAGAAGAUUGACUCGGACUACCGCCUGCGCCUGGUUACCGACAAGGCCGAGGUCACCAAGACGCUUACCCAGAAGUUCGAGAAGGAGAAGGCCGGGGCCGUUCUCGCAGCCACGGAGACGGCCGCCGCCGAUGCUGAGAAGCACCUCCAAGAUUCCCUUCUGACCAUCUCACAGUUUCUUCGCCUGGCUGCGGCUCGCCGUGCAGACGACCAGAACUCACAACUGGACGAGAACCUUGCUCUGGAGGGCGUGCUUCUGCAGGUGUACUCUGGCGACGAGAACGGCGUUGCCACCAUGCUGAAGCUCGUGCAAGGCGUGGAAGAGACAACAAAGAGCGUGACCAGCGACCCUCUGCAGACUACUUAUGCCCAGGUCAAGGCUGUCGCGGCCGCCCAUGCCAUUCCGCUGUACCAGGCCGAGCCUGUCGAGGAGGUCGUUGCCGAAGAGACCCACGAAGUCCAGUCUGACCCGACCAUUGCACAUGCUAGCCUGACCGAAAUCGAGGCUGGCGAGGACGCUUCCCUGGCAGAGGUCGCACAGCUGACCAACGGCGAUGCCAGCCACAGCCAGGCUGUCGAGGCUCCCGGGCACAUUGCCAACGCGGACGUGGAUGACAGCGCUGCCAAUGCUGCGGGUGAGAGCCAGUGGGACACAAGCGCCAACCAGUCCAAGGACUUGAGCAUGUCCCAGGAGUGGGUCGAGGUGCCCCGGGACCCGGCGGAGACGGAGACCGGCCUGGAGGCAACGCCAGAAGAAGGAGGCAACAAGCAGUCCUGGGCCGACGAGCAGCCCGAGAACCCGCCUGAGCCGGUGAACACUGCGCCUGCGGUAGCACAGGCCGACCCCAACGACGGUUUCCACCAGGUGCAGCGGCACAACCGUGGCCGCAGCGAGCGGGACAACAACUGGCGUGGCCGUGGUGGUGGCUUCCGUGGUGGUCGCGGUCGUGGUGGUGACGGCCGUGGUCGUGGCCGUGGCCGCGGUGGUAACGGUGGUGGCAACGGCAAUUUUGGGUACCGCGGCCCUCGCCGGACUGAGGAGGCAUCUUAA